AGCUUCAAUCAAUCCGAGUGCAGCGGCCGAUAGAGCAGCAUCGAUCACGCGCUCUUCCAGGUACAGUUUGAGUGAGCGCGAGCGCUUCUCUCCCCGCCCCCUCCCCUCCAUAUCUCACGCGGCGAGGGUCGAGAACCUUCCAGCAGGUGGGGGGAGCCGACUCCCGGGCUCCUUAUGUCCCGCAACGGCAGUGACGACGAGUACAGCCUCAGGGACCUGAAGGGCGAGCGGUGGAUCAGGCCAGACGGACAACGCGAGACGCUCGGCGAGCGGACUCUGAUCAAAGUGACCAGCGGCGGUAACAACAACAACCACCACCAUCAUCAGCAGUUGACGGCCAUGGCAACCGCGGCCGAGGGAAAUCUGGAGCGCGCCGCCCGGAGGCACUUGCAAGGAGGCGGUAGCAGGAACAUCAACAAUCCCCGCUUCGUCUACAUCCUGGCUACGUUCGCAGCCCUGGGCGGCUUCUUGUUCGGCUACGACACCGGCGUCGUGUCGGGCGCCCUGCUGUUGCUCAAAAAGGAGUUCGCCCUCAACGAGCUGUGGCAGGAGCUGGUGGUGUCGGCUACGGUGGGAGCCGCGGCCAUUUCGGCGCUAGCCGGAGGCCUUCUCAACGGCUACUGGGGUCGGAAACCCUGCAUACUGCUGGCCAGCUUCCUCUUCACGUUGGGGGCGGUAGUGAUGACGGCUGGGAGCGACCGUAACGCGUUGUUGGCCGGACGCGUCGUGGUGGGAUUAGGCAUCGGACUGGCUUCCAUGACUGUGACGGUAUACAUUGCAGAGGCUGCACCUUCCCAUCUCAGAGGACGAUUAGUUACUGUCAAUACCCUUUUCAUUACUGGAGGACAAUUUUUUGCAAGUGUCAUUGAUGGAGCAUUUAGCUACCUUGAAACAGAUGGCUGGAGAUACAUGCUUGGUCUUUCAGCUGUUCCUGCUGUUGUCCAGUUCGUGGGAUUCCUUUUCCUUCCAGAAAGUCCACGGUGGUUGGUGCAAAAAGGAAAAACUCAGAAAGCUCGCAGAGUCUUAAGUCAGAUUCGUGGAACUCAAAACAUUGAUGAAGAGUAUGAGUGCAUCAAAAAUAGCAUUGAGGAGGAGGAAAGAGAAACAGUAGGAGGUGGUACCGUUUUGUGGAAGAUGAUAACCUACCCCCCAACUCGUAGAGCACUGAUAGUUGGAUGUGGAUUGCAACUCAUUCAGCAACUUUCUGGCAUCAACACAGUCAUGUACUACAGUGCUACAAUAUUACAGAUGUCCGGAGUUCAAGAUGACACAUUAGCAAUCUGGUUGGCUGCUGUCACAGCAUUCACAAACUUCAUUUUUACAUUGGUUGGAGUUUGGUUGGUUGAGAAAGUAGGACGCAGGAAGCUCACGCUGGGCAGUCUUUCAGGAACAGCAUUGAGCCUUGUGAUUCUAGCAAUUGGCUUUUUGUUAUCAGCCCGGGCUUCUCCACCAAUAACUCUCUAUCCCAGAGACCCUUCAGGCCUUAACAGCAGCUGUGCUCAAUACAAAUCUUGUAAUAAUUGUAUGUUGGACCCAAAUUGUGGCUUCUGUUUCAAAAUGGAAAGUCCAAAUGUUACCGAGUCGUCAUGUGUUCCUGUAAGCAACAGAUCUGAGGGAAUGGCUGCCUGGGGCAGAUGCAGUAAUACUUCAGAAUUUAAGAAAGAAGGCUUAUCUUGGGCUUACAACUUCUGCCCUACAGUAUAUUCUUGGACUGCGUUACUAGGUCUUAUCCUAUACCUUGUCUUUUUUGCUCCAGGAAUGGGUUCAAUGCCUUGGACAGUGAAUUCUGAAAUAUAUCCAAUGUGGGCACGAAGUACAGGAAACGCCUGUUCUUCUGGAGUCAACUGGAUUUUCAAUGUUCUUGUGUCAGUAUCAUUUUUGCAUUUGGCAGAACAUCUUACAUAUUAUGGUGCUUUCUUCUUGUAUUCUGGACUAACCAUCUUGGGGUUGUUUUUCGUCUAUGGGUGCCUUCCAGAAACUAAAGGAUUAAAGUUGGAAGAAAUUGAGAGUUUGUUUGAGAACAGGCUUUGCACAUGUGGCCUUUUGGACUCUGAUGAAGCUUCUAGUCCACUUUGUCAAAGAACUGAAAAUGAAGAUGACAUUGUGUGGUACACAGGUGGGCAAACAAACACGUAUUCUGAACUUUACUGAUAACAGCACUUUGCUGUUGACGUUAGGUUCUGUGAUGAUCAUUAUGCUGAAGAUAAAAUGCAGUGUAAAAUUGUUUAGAACAUCCUGGUAUAAUGUUUUAGUCUCCAAAUGUUACUCAAAUAUAACCUUUUUAAGUAAGGUAAUUAUAUUAGCUUUGACACUGUUCUGGUACGUAGCAAGGUUAAUUGCAGUAGCCUGAUUAUCCUGCAUAUUCUUUGAACAAUAUUUUGUGAUGCAUAGGAAGUUUAUAGUUCUCUCCCUUUUGGUGCAAAUGGAUCUUACCUAGGUCUUCAAAGAAGUUGAGGAAUUUUCUCAAGCAAGAGAAUGAUCAAGUUUAUCAUAUUACUCCAUUCUCAUACAUCUAACACUCAAAUGCAGAGUGAAGCUGGCAAGAAAGGUUCUUGUCUAGCACCUUGGUAAUGAAUAUCAUAUAAACCUAAGUUAAUGUAGAAUAAACCUUUAGCUUUGACAGAAGCAGGGGGUUAACAGAAUUUAAAAGUUUACCUAUUAAUUGUGGACCAAAAAAAGGCAUUUCCAGUGCCAAACACCACUGACAUAUAGUUCUUUGUGAUUGAUAAGUGGAAAACCCAUUUUAACAUAAUUUAUGUACAUUUUUUUCGAAGUGGUUUUUCAGCUUUCUCUCAAUUUAGUAAAAUACAUUUCACCACAAUUGUCUUAUAUGUAUCUUGCAACUAUAGAACUGAACUCAUUCAUUAAAUUACAAAGUAGAUAUAUAAUGCUUUUGGGAUUUUAUUUGGAUCCUUUCCAGUGAAACGUAUUAGUGGUGCCCAGAUGCAUGAUUACAAAAUCCUUUAUUUUCUUAAGAUCACGUGUUUAUCUAGAAAUACAUAGUUUUAGCAUGCAAUUUGCACUGGUGAUGGUGUUAAUACUUGGCAUAUCUAACAGGAUAGCACAUGUGGCCUUUUAAUGUUUUAACAGAGCCAACAAUCAUGUAAUGGUGAUGGUGCUUGUGAGGGUUUGUAGUUCAGAUUGGAGCAGAUUUUAAUUGUAACAGUUCAAGUGUUUGCCCAUAAUUAAUGGGGACUAGAGCAUGCAAAAUAGUACUCAUUGGAACAGGGUAAUCAUUUUCAUUUGUCAUUUUCUACAACCUGCUUUCUGUGAUCUGAUUCAUGUUUUGUUGGAAAUGGAGGCUAGCCAUCUAACUUAGCCUUUGAUCAAAAAGUGGCUUGCUUAAGGUCAGAACUUUGGGCAUUACAUCAUCCAUUUUUCUUUUGUUGCACAAGACGCAAACUUACAAACAAUUGUGAAAAACAGUCUGCCUUAAUUGAGAACAUUGAAGUUACUAUGUUGCUUUACCUUCAAAGGUAGGUAUUUUUUAAAGUAUGGAAUCAGUAAAAUCAGUGUCAAAAUAUUGUGCAAUAAUUGGUUAGUUUUCUUCAGUGAGAACCAAGUACAACCAUUUUGAUGAUUGGACUCCUUUUGGGCUUUCCAAUAGAUGCACUUGUGGUAUUUGGCACCAUUUUGUUAAUCACAGUGUAGAAAAUAUACUCAUUAAAUUGAUUUAAUAUCAGUUCAGAUUUGAUGAAGGACCCAGUAAUUAGUGAUGUGCAACAACAACAUAUUCUUGCUUCAUUUGGCAAGGUGUUACUUAAAAAUAUACUUUACAGCAUUAUAUGUAAGGAACCAAGCUUACCAAAAAAAUCAUUCCAAUUAGAUUUUUUGGUAGCAUUUUAUUAAUUUUAUAUAUUUUGUUUUAUAUUGUGUAUUCACUUCAAUGAGGUAGAACCAGACGAUAAUGUAUCCCAGAAUUCAGUCAUUGUUUAAAGGAAAAUCUUCAAAAGCAUUAAAAUAACACAGUUCAAACAGGAACUGAUGUGUGUUCUACAUAAUAUCCUCACUGUUGUACCAAUUUGUUUUCAGCUUAUAGAUAUAUGGUAUGUUUAAAAAUAUAUAGUUUACUCCUAAAAAUAAGGAAUUGUAGGGUGAUACUACAAUUGAAGUGUAAUUGGCUUACUAAGCUAGAAUUGUACUUGGAAUCCCAGACUAAUUUACUAGUUUGCCCAGUUAUUCAUAUGCCAUGAUUUGGUGCAUGUUAUCAUGAAAUUAGCUGUCUCAGUUCACUACCCCUGAAAGGAUAAUUUUUUUACAAAUUUAUUUUGGUGAAGAAUGACAUUGGCACUCGAGGUUAAUAUUUAUUACGACAGUAUCAGGGAAAGAAUUAUUCUGCAGUUAUGUUUCCUAUAUUCAGAGUGCCUAAUUGCUCAAAAUUAAAUAAUCCUUACUUUCUAUCCUUCCAUGUUCAUGGCAGCAAUCUGUAUAUGCACAAAAUUGCCUGCUCACUUAAGAAAUCUAAAGGAAUACAUUAGCUACGUUUUUCUAAAAAGAUAAACUAAGUUUGCCUACAAUGUUAACAGGGAAUAAUCUGACUAUGUUACAAAAGUGUAUCAAUUUUUAAUGUUUUCCACUUGAAUAUUCUAAAAUUUGGCCCAAGGAAACAUGAAUACUGUGUUCAUAUAUCAUGAGCAUCUCUUGCAUUUCGGUUGUCCAUCCGAUACAUGACACAGUCAAAAUGUAUGAAUGCUUCUAUGUUGUACCAGUGUAUUCAUAGGUAAUUAGAUUAGUUUAAUUGCUUUGAUGAUGUAAUGUUGGUACGAGAAAAACCAUUAAAAAAUUAUUAAAUUAAAAGUUAGAGUUGCACAUAUUUUUCAUAGAAGUAUAUGUGGAUCUGUAGCAAAUCUGUACUUGAUUUAUUUUAAAAAUAUUGUUAUUUUAAUGCACUAAGAAAUGGCAUACCUCCCUGAAUUAUGAAUUUUGUUUCAGCAUUGCAUUGCAAUGAAGGCAUUGUAAUACUUAGAUAGUUGAUAUAAAUGAGCAUCUGAUGGGACAUUUACUAGAUGAUGGAAGCGCAACAAUAACAGAUUUUUGAAGAAAUUUUGUCAUUGGUUGAAUAUAAUGGGAUUGCCAAGGUAAUCAUUCUUGUGAUCAAAGAAUUGAAUUCCAAAGCUUCAUGAAAACAAUUAAAAAUAUAUAAUAAAUGCAUCAAUGAACAGUAUUUACUAAGUUUGUAAUGCAGGCAUUUCUAAUCACUUGUACAGCACUGUUCAAUGCUUUCAGAUGGUGCUAAAAUGAAAUGGACCAAUAAUCUGAGUCAAUUAAUUCUUCUGCUAAUUAUUCAACAAGCUUUUAACAUUGUUUAAAAUAUCAAAAAUUGACAUGAACCAAGAAAUCAAAACUGAAUUUGCAAUCCAUAGCAUUCAACUUAUCAAACACACAAAAAUGUUAUAAUUUUGUGAAAUACAGAUUAGAUGAGGAACAUAUCACUAUUGGAUGUACUAUUCAACUAUCUUGGCAAUUCUGAAAAGUGUUCAGUUUUUAAUAGGUAUUGAGGAUGUCUAUCUUUAGAGAGAACAUAAAUAAAACUUUAUUAUAAUUAGAAAUAUUUGUAAAAAUUAGUGUUGUAAAAUUAGAGCUAUAUUUGUUACUUCAUGUUAUUGUACAUGUUUUAAUAGGUAUACUUUCUAUGAAA
Messenger RNA from Hemiscyllium ocellatum (epaulette shark), 5638 nucleotides. Its product is annotated as proton myo-inositol cotransporter-like. Gene Ontology annotation, biological process: transmembrane transport. Gene Ontology annotation, cellular component: membrane. Gene Ontology annotation, molecular function: myo-inositol:proton symporter activity. The record is from RefSeq and is a predicted model, not a curated record. The coding region runs from base 175 to 2151 and encodes 658 amino acids. NCBI's taxonomy places the organism in Eukaryota, Metazoa, Chordata, Chondrichthyes, Orectolobiformes, Hemiscylliidae. The transcript has 11 exons.